Molecule: messenger RNA, 1338 nt
Organism: Coccinella septempunctata (seven-spotted ladybird)
Lineage: Eukaryota; Metazoa; Arthropoda; Insecta; Coleoptera; Coccinellidae
Product: toxin Tbo-IT2-like
Exons: 3
Coding region: 157-483 (108 amino acids)
Cellular component (GO): extracellular region
Molecular function (GO): ion channel inhibitor activity
Source: RefSeq, a predicted model, not a curated record
CGGACACUAGCUGUAUAACUAAAUACUGCUGAGAAGCACGCCCAUUCGCAUCAUUCUUCGUGCGGCAUUCCACCAGUGAAGGCAAACCGCUUCUUCCCACAGGCAAAGCUCGUCUCUUUAGUUCAUCCUUUUAGUUCCGAUAAACGUGCGUCAGGAAUGAAGACCGCCUGGCUGAUCCUUGGCUCCCUGCUGGUCCUCACGAUACUUGAGCUGAUCCCUGGAAGUGGUGCUGUUCCCUAUGAUUAUGAUGAAAACUAUCCACCAGAAGACGACUAUUCGGAUAACGCCAUUGAUCAUUUGUUACGGACUGCUCAAAAACGUUCUUCCUUAAUUUACCUUUUCAGACGGGCCUGCAUCAGGCGAGGAGGAAACUGUGACCACAGACCUAAUGACUGCUGCUACAACAGUUCUUGCCGCUGCAACCUCUGGGGCUCCAACUGCAGGUGUCAGCGGAUGGGCAUAUUCCAGAAAUGGGGCAAAUAGACAGCUUUGAAUUACCCCUCCACGACGGAUUAAAUCGAUCCAAGGGAAAUUUUCAGAGGGAAUGGGAAAUUAUUAGCACUCGUUUUCAAUAGACUGACACCCAUGACCUCUGAAAAAUUUUCUUGUUUAUUGACCUGAAGCAUAAACACUAGGAUAUGAUUAUAUGAUGAAAACAAUAAGUUCCUUCAGUUUAAGCUUGAAUUUAUCAAAGAAUGAGUUAAUUUCGCACUGGCAACUGAGAAUGAUUGUUUAUUUUUGAUAAAAUUUCUUGAGGGGGAUAUCGUUGUAUUUUCUUCAAACAUUUCUAGACUGAAUGGAAAAUUCUGGGGAACAUCUUCGGGGAUAUAUCAUCGAGAAAAAUUUCGUCUAGCGUCCGUUUGUCCACCGAUUUUUUUGAUAAAUCCACUGAGUGUGGAAUGCUCGAAGAAUCAACACAAAUCAAACUGAAAGUGAAAAGGAAUGAACAGCUAUUUCGACAACUCAGGGGUGAAAAUUGUAUCUACUCCUGGUAAAACUCGGACAAAUCGACCACUGACGAAAUUUUUCGAGCCAGCUUCUCUUUCAUUGAGGAUUUCUUCCAGCCACAUCUUCAAUGAGAAUGCAUGUCUGGCCUACUAUUUAAUUUUGAACUGAACGUUAUUCAAAAUAUUCCUAGUUAUAUGAAAAUAAAUGUUUAUAUAGAUGUGAUGUUGUAUUUUACGGCAUAGUCACACAGUCUGAUAUAACAGUGAUAUUACUGUGUCUGAGUUGUGCCAUUAAACUAGUUAUAUCGAAUCCUAUAUAAUGUUUCUAUAUGUAAAAGGGUACAACAUUCAAACGAUUCUGUCAAUAUUAAAUAUAAUAUCAAUUGGCCUA